CGCGAGGAGCGAGAAAGAAAACAAUCUCGAAGAGCGUUAAAGGUGGUAGAAGAAUACGGUGCCUCGAAGGAGAACGAGCUACGAAUCGUCUAAAACUCUCCGACUUCAGAUUACCUUAAGUAUAUUACUGUAUAAUAGACGCUCGAAAACGACGGGAAAACGAGUGUUGAAUAGUUUCAUGUGUGUCCUUGUUACGAAGAGGUCAGUCUGUCGAGGAUCGUCCUUGGAAUCGCUCGUCCCUAAAGCCGGCUCGAGGAGCUAGUGAUCUCAAAAACAAAAAUGGCGGACGUCGACUCGAGGGUGGAUCAUUCGGAUCCCGAAUUACGGUUCCUUUCCGUUGACAGGAAUAAUUUUAACGAUCCUGCAACUCAGGCAGAAUGGACGCAGAAAAAGCUGGUUUGGGUGCCACACGAAACCCAGGGUUUCGUUGCAGCUGGGAUAAAGGGUGAACGGGGUGAUGAAGUCGAGGUGGAGAUUGCCGAAACUGGAAAACGGGUCCUUGUCGCGAAAGACGAUAUACAGAAGAUGAAUCCACCGAAAUUUGAUAAAGUUGAGGACAUGGCUGAGCUAACGUGUCUAAACGAAGCUUCCGUGCUGCAUAACCUCAAAGACAGAUAUUACUCCGGCCUCAUUUACACAUACUCAGGACUAUUCUGCGUGGUGGUAAAUCCAUACAAGAGGCUACCAAUUUAUACGGAAAAGAUAAUGGAGAGAUAUAAGGGUAUUAAGAGACACGAAGUUCCACCCCAUGUUUUUGCUAUUACUGACACGGCAUAUCGUUCUAUGCUCCAAGAUCGUGAAGACCAGUCAAUUUUAUGCACCGGUGAAUCCGGCGCUGGUAAAACUGAAAACACGAAAAAAGUGAUUCAAUACUUGGCGUAUGUCGCUGCUUCAAAGCCAAAAUCAAAUGCGGGUAAAUUUAUUCGAAUAAACUUCGAUGCCUCGGGUUACAUUGCCGGUGCAAACAUAGAAACUUAUCUCUUGGAGAAGUCGAGAGCAAUUCGACAAGCAAAAGAUGAGAGAACCUUCCACAUAUUUUACCAACUCUUAGCAGGCGCUUCACCUGAACAAAAGAAGGAAUUUAUUUUGGAGGAUCCAAAGCAUUAUCCAUUCCUCUCUAAUGGCGCACUACCAGUUCCAGGAGUGGACGAUUCAGCUGAAUUUUUCUCAACCGUGAAAUCCAUGCAUAUCAUGGGCAUGACAAAUGAAGAUUUUUCAUCGAUCUUUCGUAUCGUGUCCGCGGUAAUGCUCUUUGGUUCUAUGCAAUUCCGUCAAGAAAGAAACUCUGAUCAAGCCACGUUACCGGAUAAUACUGUAGCUCAAAAGAUUUCCCAUUUAUUGGGCUUGAGUGUAACAGAAAUGACGAAAGCGUUUUUAAAACCAAGAAUUAAAGUGGGUAGAGACUUCGUAACGAAAGCACAAACAAAGGAGCAAGUUGAAUUUGCAGUGGAAGCAAUUUCAAAAGCUUGUUAUGAGAGAAUGUUCAGAUGGCUUGUGAACAGAAUCAAUCGAUCGUUGGAUCGAACUAAAAGACAAGGAGCAAGUUUUAUCGGUAUUUUGGAUAUGGCUGGUUUUGAAAUAUUUGAAUUGAACAGCUUUGAACAGUUAUGUAUUAAUUAUACUAAUGAGAAAUUACAACAAUUAUUCAAUCAUACCAUGUUUAUUUUGGAACAAGAAGAAUAUCAAAGAGAAGGAAUUGAGUGGAAGUUUAUUGAUUUUGGAUUAGAUUUGCAACCAACUAUUGAUUUGAUCGAUAAACCUAUGGGCAUCAUGGCUUUAUUGGAUGAAGAAUGUUGGUUCCCUAAAGCAACAGAUAAAACAUUUGUUGAAAAAUUGGUAGGUGCUCAUAGUGUGCAUCCAAAAUUCAUGAAAACGGAUUUUAGAGGUGUAGCAGAUUUUGCAAUUAUACAUUAUGCUGGAAAAGUUGAUUAUUCAGCUGCUAAAUGGUUGAUGAAGAACAUGGAUCCCUUGAAUGAAAAUGUUGUUAGCCUUUUACAAAACUCACAAGAUCCUUUUGUAUGUCAUAUUUGGAAGGAUGCAGAAAUUGUUGGAAUGGCUCAACAAGCAUUAACUGAUACACAGUUUGGUGCAAGAACAAGAAAAGGCAUGUUUAGGACCGUUUCUCAAUUGUAUAAAGAACAGUUGGCAAAAUUAAUGGUUACUCUCAGAAAUACAAAUCCCAAUUUUGUAAGAUGCAUCAUACCGAAUCAUGAGAAAAAGGCUGGAAAGAUUGAUGCACCAUUAGUAUUAGAUCAAUUGAGAUGUAAUGGAGUUUUAGAAGGAAUUCGAAUUUGUCGACAAGGAUUUCCAAAUAGAAUACCAUUUCAAGAAUUUAGACAAAGAUAUGAACUUUUGACACCAAAUGCUAUCCCCAAAGGGUUCAUGGAUGGAAAGAAGGCUUGCGAGAAAAUGAUUCAAGCCCUUGAACUUGAUCCUAAUCUCUAUCGUGUUGGUCAGUCAAAAAUUUUUUUCCGUGCUGGAGUUUUGGCUCAUCUUGAAGAAGAACGUGAUUAUAAAAUUACUGAUAUAAUUGUUAAUUUUCAAGCAUUCUGUCGUGGUUUUCUUGCUCGCAGAAAUUAUCAAAAACGUUUGCAACAAUUAAAUGCUAUUAGAAUUAUCCAAAGAAAUUGUGCUGCUUAUUUAAAACUUCGGAAUUGGCAAUGGUGGCGUUUAUAUACGAAGGUAAAACCACUUCUAGAGGUAACAAAACAAGAAGAAAAAUUAACUCAAAAAGAAGAUGAAUUGAAACAAGUAAGGGAUAAAUUGGAAUUGCAAUUACAUUCUGCGCAAGAAUAUGAACGGAAGUAUCAACAAGCUAUGGAAGAAAAAACUAUGUUAGCAGAACAGUUACAAGCUGAAGUGGAAUUAUGUGCAGAAGCAGAAGAGAUGCGAGCGAGAUUAGCUGCCAGAAAGCAAGAAUUAGAAGAAAUUCUUCAUGAUUUGGAAACAAGAAUUGAAGAGGAAGAAGAAAGAAGUGCUGGCUUGACUCAAGAAAAAAAGAAAUUACAAUUAAAUAUAAGCGAUCUUGAAGAGCAAUUAGAGGAAGAAGAAGCUGCUAGACAAAAAUUACAAUUAGAAAAAGUACAAUGUGAUGCAAAAAUUAAAAAACUUGAGGAAGAUCUUGCACUUUCUGAGGAUACAAAUCAAAAAUUAUUAAAGGAGAAAAAGAUUCUUGAAGAAAGAGCAAACGAUUUAUCUCAAACACUUGCUGAAGAAGAAGAAAAAGCAAAGCAUUUGUUGAAAUUAAAAACAAAACAUGAAGCAACAAUUGCAGAUCUUGAGGAAAGAUUAUUAAAAGAUCAUCAACAAAGACAAGAAGUAGAUAGAUCUAAACGGAAAAUAGAAACUGAAGUGUCAGAUUUGAAAGAACAACUUGCAGAAAGAAAGACACAGGUAGAAGAACUUCAAUUGCAACUUGGUAAACGUGAAGAAGAAUUAAAUCAAGUAAUGGCAAAAAUGGAUGAAGAAGGUGCGGCUAAAGCUCAAGCUCAAAAGGCUCUUCGUGAAUUGGAGUCUCAGUUGGCUGAACUUCAAGAGGAUUUAGAAGCUGAGAAAGCUGCUAGAGGAAAAGCAGAAAAAUUAAAACGAGACUUAAAUGAGGAAUUAGAAGCAUUGAAAAAUGAAUUAUUAGAUUCGUUAGACACAACUGCUGCGCAGCAAGAAUUAAGAAGCAAGCGAGAACAGGAAUUAGCAACAUUAAAGAAAAAUUUAGAAGAAGAAACAUCGAUACACGAGGCAACAUUAGCGGACAUGCGUCAUAAGCAUACACAAGAGUUAACUGCUUUGAAUGAACAAAUGGAUGCAUUGAAGAAAACUAAAGCUGUUUUAGAAAAGGCAAAGGCAACCUUAGAGGCUGAAAAUGCUGACUUAGCUACAGAACUUAGGUCUGUUAGUGCCAGCAGACAAGAAUCUGAUAGAAGAAGAAAGCAAGCUGAACAACAACUUGCUGAAGUAAAUGCAAAACUUGCAGAAGUAGAAAGAAAUAGACAGGAAUUGGUGGAAAGAGUAACAAAAUUACAACAAGAAUCUGAGAGUAUCAUGCAACAAUUAGAAGCAGCAGAAUUGAAAGCUUCUACAGCUUUGAAAGCUUCAGCAACUUGCGAAUCUCAAUUUACAGAACUUCAGCAGCAACUUGAAGAGGAAACUAGACAAAAAUUGGCUUUAAGUUCGAAAUUGAGAGCGUUAGAAAGUGAAAAAGAAAGUCUGCAUGAUCAAUUAGAAGAAGAAGAAGAGGCAAAGAGAUGCUUAGAUAAACAAGUUAUGGGCUUAACUAUACAACUGGCUGAAGCAAAGAAAAAAGCUGAAGAAGAAGCUGAAGCUGCUACAGCAUUAGAAGAAGCAAGAAAGAGAUGCAUGAAAGAUAUUGAAGCACUUCAAAGACAAGUUGAAGAAUUACAAGCUGCUAAUGAUAAAUUAGAUAAAUCAAAGAAAAAGGUUCAAGCAGAAUUAGAAGAUAGUAUCAUUGAACUCGAAGCGCAAAGAGCAAAGGUGCUGGAACUAGAGAAGAAGCAGAAAAAUUUCGAUAAGGUGCUGGCUGAGGAAAAAGCGGUUUCUGAACAGUAUGCAGAACAACGUGAUGCUGCCGAACGUGAGGCUCGUGAAAAAGAAACUCGUGUCUUAUCCUUAACUCGGGAACUCGACGAAAUGAAUGAAAAGGUUGAAGAACUUGAACGAAUCCGUCGUGGUCUUCAAUCGGAACUAGAUGAACUUGUAAACAAUCAAGGAACAGCGGAUAAAAAUGUACAUGAAUUAGAAAAAGCAAAACGUGCUCUUGAGUCCCAAUUAGCGGAGCAACGUUCUCAAGUAGAAGAGCUUGAGGAUGAAUUGCAAUUUACAGAAGAUGCAAAGUUACGUCUUGAAGUAAAUAUGCAAGCUCUAAGAGCCCAAUUUGAGCGUGACUUGCAAGCUAAAGAAGAACAAGCUGAAGAGAAACGAAGAGGAUUGGUGAAACAAUUACGCGAUCUCGAAGCGGAAUUAGAGGAUGAAAGAAAGCAAAGAGCUGCUGCUAUUGCACAACGUAAAAAGAUGGAAGCAGACUAUAAAGAUAUUGAACAGCAAUUGGAAAUGCACAAUAAAGUAAAAGAAGAUGCAUUGAAACAGUUAAAGAAACUUCAAACUCAGAUAAAGGAUUCUACUAGGGAAACUGAAGAAGCUAGAGCUGCUAGAGAUGAACUUGCAGCAAGUGCUAAAGAAACUGAGAGAAAGGUCAAGAGUUUAGAAGCAGACUUAAUGCAAUUAACUGAAGAUCAUGCCAGCAGCGAACGAGCUAGAAGAGCAGCUGAGAAUGAAAGAGAUGAAUUACAGGAAGAACUCAAUAACAAUGCUAACAAAGGUACAUUGAUGUUGGAUGAAAAACGUAGACUAGAAGCUAGAAUAGCAACAUUGGAAGAAGAAUUAGAAGAAGAACAAUCAUAUGCCGAAUUACUAACAGAUAAAGCUAGGAAAGCUCAAAUAAGUAUCGAGCAACUAACAAACGAUUUAACAGCUGAAAGAUCAACUACACAGAAAUUGGAAUCGCACAAAUUGUUGUUAGAAAGGCAAAAUAAAGAACUGAAAGCGAAACUUACAGAAUUAGAAACUGCUCAAAGAGCAAAAACCAAAGCUACUAUUCAACAAUUAGAGUCAAAGAUUAAUAAUCUUGAUGAGCAAUUAGAAACUGAAGCAAAAGAAAGAUUUGCACAGCAAAAGAUUAAUAGAAAAUUGGAGAAAAAACUAAAGGAAUUGAGUUUACAGUUGGAAGACGAAAGAAGAAACUCAGAUCAAUAUAAGGAACAAGCAGAAAAAGUAAAUGCUAGAAUGAAAGCUUUAAAGAGACAACUUGAUGAAGCUGAAGAAGAAAUUAGCAGGCAUAAGGCAAUGAAAAGGAAAGCGCAGAGAGAAAUGGAUGAUAUGCUUGAAUCUCAAGAAGAAUUAACCAGGGAGGUUGCAAAUCUUAAAAAUAAAUUACGACGAGGUGGUCCUCCAAUAAGCCUUAGUUCGACGCGUCUGAAACGCGGCUCUGUCCAAACCGGUGGAUCCGGUGACGAUUCGACGACACAGGACGAAAGUAUUGAUGGUGAGGAAACUGUCAACUGAACAAGAAAACACAGCACUUAUUGAACCCUCACAAUGCAGGAAAUCCAUAAAAAUACCCAGGUCCAAGUGUAUGCAAGAUCCGUUUCGAUCAAAAUUGUGUUCGAAUCGGAGAACUCAUUUGUGUAUGAGUUCAGAAAUCGAUUCCAAUGCACCCAACGAUGCCAUUAGAUGAGGGCGACGGCUUUCUUCUGUACAUAAAAAACUCGACAGGGCCGUACCAACUAGUAUUUUAUCUCUGUUUCUUCCGGGACUCCAUAAAAAAUGGCGACUUUUUUCUGAAGACUUAAAGCAAGUCUUUCAUACUUAUUUAUGAUAAGCUAAUUAACAUUCUUUAACAUUAAUAAAUAAAUGGUAAAAGAAGGUUGUACAAGUGAAUAUAGAACUCUUUUGUUUUUAAUAAGUUUAGUGUCCAAAGUAUAAACUACAGAAUAUAUUAAUAUAUGGAAUAAUAUGGAAUGUAUUAAUGCUAUGACGUAUUAAUAGUAUUUAAAUGCCAUACUUUACAUGCUUUGCAUACACAUUUAUAAUUGACAUUCUUUCAAUUAUGUUUUAUUACUUGAAGAUUUUCGUCAUUUUUUGUGGAAUACGCUACCAUUUCGUCGGGUAAGAUUGAGACUAGAAAUAUAUUAUUGGGGCUGCAUAAUCGAUAACGAAUUAACACCGCAUUUAGGCAGCAUUAAUAUCUAUUAUAAUUAUAUUAUAGUUAUUAUUAUAUUAAUUAUUAUUAUAUUGCCGCAGUUUUUAUUUUUAUCGCGAAAAAUAUCGUAAUAUGUUAUUUGUAAUUAUUUUUAAUAAUGGAGCCAAUGAUGGACGAUUCUAGGCAUCGUUCCGAAAGAUAUAAGAUUAAUAGAAUUUUCAAAAGGCUAAAAUUUACUUUUUGUUGAUCAAGAUGUUGAAAAAAAUUAUUUUUAGAAAAACAUACUAUCAGCAUCAAAUCAAGCAAAUAAGAAUAAAUCUAGACAGAUAAACUUCUGAAGAAAAAUUUAUUCUAUAUUUUACAGAAGUUUCAAAACGAUUCUAAUAAAAAAUCAAAGUUAAUUGAACGAUCAAAAGCUAAAUAACAUUUAAGAGAAACAAAAACUUACUUUUUAUAUCUGAAUAUUUUUUUAAAGAAAAAAAAAUUCAGAUAUUGAAUUUCGAAGUGAAGAAAAAAAUAGUAUUAUUUCUUAAAAAAAAAUUUUAUUCUUUAUAUUUUGUUCGAAUUUGUUAAUAACUACUCUACUUGAUUUUCUUUGAAGUAAUCAUUGUACAGUCAAUUUUUUUGAUUUCAACUUGUCUGUCGGAACGAACUAGAUAUCGAUGAUCGAGAUUUAUCAAUUGGUACUUAGGGCCGAUCAUAGAUCGAGAAUUGUUUCGUUUCGUAGUAUUCAAUUUUAAAUGCAUCGAAAAAUCUAUGUAUGCUUUCAAAUUAUUGUUUUUAUAAUGUGCAUGAGUUUAAA
Molecule: messenger RNA, 7514 nt
Organism: Heterotrigona itama
Lineage: Eukaryota; Metazoa; Arthropoda; Insecta; Hymenoptera; Apidae
Source: the annotation of a GenBank genome assembly